Molecule: messenger RNA, 900 nt
Organism: Oikopleura dioica
Lineage: Eukaryota; Metazoa; Chordata; Appendicularia; Copelata; Oikopleuridae
Source: the annotation of a GenBank genome assembly
AUGAACCCGCCGGGUGUAGACUGGGCCUAUUCCUCCGCAGCGGUCGCAGCUAGCAACUGGCCGGACGCGCUCGAUGUUAGAAAUGGGAUGUACCAACCGCCUGCUGAUGCGAUGGGGCGACCGAUGGGCUGGCCCUUGGGACCGCAUCCUGAUUUACCAGAAAUGUCAGGACUCAUGAACUCUGGAAACUACCCUGGUUGGAAUGGAUACGCAGCCUUGGCUGGUCCUACUUGUCCGAUGAAUCCCGAUAUUUUCGCACGUGGAAUGAACGGAUUGCUUCACAAUCCAGCCGCCCAGGGAAUGAUCAAACAUGAGCCCAAAGAUAUUUCGCCAAAAGCAGAAGGGAAGAACAGACUCCCCCUUUUGUCGCCGAGUCAAAAGUCACACAGUGAAGAGGAUCUUUCAUUGUCACCCGAAGAACGAGAACGAAGGGAGCGAGAGAGAAGUAGAUUGGCGAACAACGCCAGGGAACGACUGCGCGUAAAAGACAUCAACGAAGCAUUCAAAGACCUCGGCCGCAUCUGCCAGGCGCACUUGAAAACGGACAAGCCACAGACGAAACUGGUGAUUCUUCAGCAAGCGGUGCAAGUGAUCGCUCAACUCGAAGUUCAACUGCGAGCAACGAUGGUGCCGGGAAUGGACCCCUCUCAAAUCAACCAAACUUCGCAGCUCGCAGCUUACAACCAAGUUACUCCCACUUCGUCAGCCGCGAUGCAGCCGAGUUUUCUGCCGCUGAUCAACCACUCUGUUCCCAACUCUGCAGCAAACCUGGCUCCUCCUCCGCCUCCACCAGCUUCAACCAGCGCUGGAAGUCUGCUCCCAAUUUCGCCUCCCGCACCGCCUGUCGCAACAGUUUCUCCGACAGUCAGUCAGCCCCAGCCCACAACAGCUACCAGCUAA